CGCGCUCUGCACGUCUGCAGCAAAUACCGCGGUCGCAUAAUCUCGCUUUUUACGCACGCAGCACACGUCGCACGGACUAGUUUUUGGCUGGAGGAACAUCGCCAGAUUUUAAACAAUGGGAGUGUAACAGUUAAUACUUUAAUUAAAUGUGCACCCGUCAGUCAUGGAGGGGUUCCUGCACCACAUGGCGCCGCAGUUCCUGCACCCAGCGCUACAGAGCUUCGGUUGUGGCGCUUUUCGUCCUAUAGGGGGCGCGUUCCACCCUCUUUACCCUGGAAAGGCGUUUGCUAGGCAUCUUGGUGAACAGUACGCACUUGGUCAGAGCGUUGGACAAGCUUUGAGGAACGUUCGCGAUGACAGCAGCACGCCGCCUUUGUACCGCCACGCGUACGCCGCGCGAGACGAUACGAGCUCGCCGGGCUCCGCCGCGUCCGCUUCGCCUCGACCCUGCAAGGAUGACGACGCACCAUCGGCACCUACAUGCACCGACUCUCACGACUUCUUUUCACCGGACGGUGAGCGCAAAUCUUCGUGUGGCGUCUGUGGAGCGCGGCUGGGUCCAGGUGUUGCUCAGGCGCACUUCUUGCAGGAGUUGCAGCACCUGUACAGCCUCAGCGCGCUGCCGCGGGAUACUGCAGUGCCACCACAACACUCGCUGCAUCACCAGGACGAAGACGCCCGUUGGGAGACUUAUCAGCGGAUUCGCGCCAACCGCCAGCGUCGGUUGAAGCUGCGCACUCGCAAGCGCCACCAUACAGUUGAAAGCAUGCUUGGGUAUGACCUGGAGGAGGAACGGCGGGAAGAGCGGCCCCGAGAGUCUCGUCCCUACGACGCUGAAGAUGAGCCAGUUGAUGUUGAGGGAGACUCCCUGGGUUGGCCCGAGGCGGCCAUCAACGUUGAUGAAAAAGAGCAACGUGGCGAUGGCGACAAAUUGCACAUGAGCUACGCUGAAGACUUAGAGAUUUCCAGCACAAACGACGCUAUGCAGUCACCAGAACGCGUGAGGAUUGAGACGCCAAAAUCCUUGUCGCUGGAGUCCACGCCAAAAGCAACAGAGAGCGUGGAGAGGCCUGCGGAGGUGUCGACGACAGAGGCCUGGGGUGGGGCCGGGGCCUCAACGGCUGGUACCGAUGCUUGGCCGGCCUUGGCUGCGGAGGCUUACAUCCAGGCCACACGCCACAAGAUUGAUGGCGAGAACCUUCCCUCCUCCACUGACACCCGCAACUAAACUGACAAUCUCCCACAUUGCAUCCCUUGUCAUGCAUGAUUGGAGCAUUUAAUGUGUAGGUACUUUAGAAGCCACGAAGCGUUAGUAUCAGAAUAAAGUUCGUGCAUACAAUACUGAAUACUGAUACACUAGGAAAAACUCCAGCAAGAAUAUCAAAUUUGUUCUCCCUAAAUAUUGGAUUGUUGUAAAAUUACUUAUUUAAAGGUGACUAGAGUCUUAGAGUACGAUAUACUUAUUUUACUUACGAUGCUUCUAUCGUACCUACAUAACCGAUUCAUUAGUGGAUUGAACAAAACAUUAGUAAUAGCUCAAAAUACUCGUAAUUACAUACUCAAUUUCAUGAAAAUGCAAAAUACAAUGCCUAUCUAAGGAUUCCUGUUGUUUUCAAUCGCUAUGUAAUGUCUAUUUAUAAGCAUAGUUAUAUUUUGUUCUAAUUUUAAGUAUAGUUUUGUAAAAAUAUUAAUGUUCAGAACAUAAGUAGAUACUAACGUCUAGGCCAAUACAAUUAUUAGAAUCAUCAAUGAAUAUUAUAAUAAAUGCAUGACUAUUAUUAGCAACACACCUAUAGUUCGCAAGUAGUAAAUAAGCACUUUUUGCUGAACGGGCCAAGUUUUACUGCAAUUUGUGCCUGCACUAGUGGGAACUGAUUGCUCGGCCUUCACAAAAAUAAAUUGUUUUAACUGACGGCCGAGCAAACUAUGGCUGGGCCAUUGUUGGCAAUAUUAUGUAUUCAACAGAUGACCUGUAGUGAAGACUCCUACACUGGCUAACCGGUAACAAUGGUUGAUGAAAUCACAUAGUGGUCGGCACAUUGCACAUAUUACCAUGCAACAUUGUAGUUGCAUAAUGUCCCAGUCAUUUGUUCAAACAUUUUUGGUAUGUAUCAAUGCAUAGACACUUCCUUUAAUGCAGCCACAUAUCGCUGAAAUUAGAAGAACCUUACGGCAAAUGUAUGUAUAGGCGCUGCGUAAACGUAGACACUCUUCGUGUCCAGUUAUCGACACCGAACUCCUUUUGAACGAUUUUAUUUUGUGUAACUAUGUGUUAAGAGGAAGCAACUGAACAAUGCGCAGGUUGAGGAUGAUUUUAUACUGGUUCUAUGUAAACCAAAUUAAUAUCAUCGGAAGCAUGUACCUUAUCUGACAUCAGGCUCAAGUGUCCACGUUUGCGCCCUAUCGUAGAAACACCUUAGGACAAAUAUUUCGAUAUAUUAAGAUAUUUUUAUUGUUAUAUAAUUGUGUAAAUAUCUCAAAUAUCUUUGUAGAUUGUAGCGAGCAAUUUUAACGUUAUGUUCGAACAGUCUUAUUAAAAUAUUGUAACUACAGUAGGUAUUGUUUGUCGUCCCGCUUAGUUAUUUAUUACAUAGAUAAGUAAUAUAAUGUAAUUCAACUCUUCGUUGUUGUUAACUAUGUGUACAUAACAAAAUGUGUCGAAAUGUUUUAAUGUUAUUAAACAUUAUGUAUUAAGAUAUAGACAUUAAAAGUUCUUAGGUAUGAAUCAUUAUUACCCUUCCGUACUACAUAUAUGUACAUACACUGCGUACAUUACUCGUAUGUGUGCAAUAAUUGUAUGCUCACAUUGCUUAGUAGAUCUCAUAUCCGCCAUUUAUAUUCCCUCAUUCAUUUUAUAAAAUGAAAUUAAUAAAACAGUAAUUGA
This is a messenger RNA of Spodoptera litura, 2884 nucleotides long. RefSeq names its product teyrha-meyrha (gene tey). The record is from RefSeq and is a predicted model, not a curated record. Gene Ontology annotation, biological process: protein ubiquitination. Lineage: Eukaryota; Metazoa; Arthropoda; Insecta; Lepidoptera; Noctuidae. Gene Ontology annotation, molecular function: ubiquitin protein ligase activity.